UGUUUGUUUCCUUGUGUUUAGGGCUGUCAUGGAGCCGAUGGUGAGUCAUGAAGUCAUUCUGGCCGUGUACAUCAUUUCGUUUUUGAUUGGCCUACCUGCCAACCUCCUGGCCCUCUAUGCCUUCAGUGUUAAGAUCCACACCAAGUUAGUGCCCACGAACAUCCUGCUGCUCAAUCUGACCAUCUCCGACCUGCUCUUCCUGAUUUUCCUUCCCCUAAAGAUGCACGAGGCCGCGUCGCGCAUGGUGUGGAAUCUUCCCAACAUCCUGUGCUCCAUCACAUCAUUUGCCUUUUUCUCCACGAUCUAUACCAGUUCCUUGUUGCUGAUGGCUGUUAGCGUUGUUCGGUACAUUGGUGUAGCUUUCCCCAUCACAUACCAUCAGCUGUGCAAACCCAUGUACACCAUAGGAAUCACUGCUGCCAUCUGGCUAUUCUCAAUGGUGCACUGCAGCAUCGUUUUCAUCACUCAGCACCACCCAAACCUAUCUGGCCACAACACCACAGUGUGCUAUGAGAACUUCACCAAAAAGCAGCUCGAAGUUCUCCUCCCAGUACGUCUGGAGUUCUUCAUCGUGCUGUGCCUCAUACCACUUCUAAUUUGUAUUUACUGCUACAUGAGCUGCAUCUUGAUCCUCUACAGCCGUCCCAGGAUACCGCAGAAGCAGAAGCAGAAGGCCAUUGGCAUGGCCUUGGGGACUCUAGCCGUGUUCCUCAUUUGUGUGGUGCCGUACAACCUCUCUCAUUUGCUAGGUUUUAAGGGUGACAGCCCAAAAUGGAGAUACUACACCCUGCUGCUCAGCACUUUCAACACCUGUCUCGAUCCCAUCAUUUUCUACUUUUCCACCUCCACUUACCGCUGCACAAGUGAAAAGUCAAUUCUUAAGAACCUGAUGCCAGGGCAUGUCUCAAGCACUAGCUAAAAGUUAAAACACAGCUUCUUUUAUUACCUACAUAUCUGCCUUGGAUAUGUUUAUUGCAUUGUGUAUCAUAGACGCAAUACCAAUAAUAUGUAAUAGGGUACAGAUGGCUUUAAUAGUUUUUGUAGCAAGGCCUUUUGACAUAUUUAAUAUUACACAACACAACACUGUUUCAUGCAUACUUGUAUCUCUCAAUGGCUGCUGCCUACCAACCCCUUGACCUCAGCCAAGGAGGUGACAGUAUGAUUUCAUCCAGACUGUCUGUCUGUCCCUUCCUAUAUCCAAUGGCAGGAUAUCUCAUAAAGAGCUGGACAGACUAGGACCAAAGUUUGUGGAGAGAGACAUGCUCCUUGGUUCGGGAAAGAACUGGUGAAAUGUUG
Thalassophryne amazonica is the source of this 1296-nucleotide messenger RNA. RefSeq names its product free fatty acid receptor 2. Gene Ontology annotation, biological process: G protein-coupled receptor signaling pathway; cellular response to fatty acid. Gene Ontology annotation, molecular function: G protein-coupled receptor activity. Lineage: Eukaryota; Metazoa; Chordata; Actinopteri; Batrachoidiformes; Batrachoididae. The record is from RefSeq and is a predicted model, not a curated record. Gene Ontology annotation, cellular component: plasma membrane.